AUGAGUGGACAUGCUGCAGAGCCAGAGUUCAUCUUCAGCAGAAUCAUCAUGGAUGGAGCCGUCAGCAUCAGGACCAUCACCACCAACAACAACAUCAGCAGUUUCCUGCAGGUGAGAGUCUCUGAAAACGACCUCCUGAAGAUCUCUGCAGUAACGGGUCAUCAGGAAGUUUCUCUGGACCUCCUGAUGCUAAAAUGGAAAAAAUAUAUCAGAGCAGCAGUGAGUGGAUGAAAGAGCACAACGCUGCAGUGAGUUUUCCAUCAAUAGAGAGACGAGGAGGAGGAGGAGGAGGAGGAGGAGGAGGAGUGUGUGUUUUUAUGGGGGAAUUGUUCGAUACUGUCGUCUCCACUUAGUCCUGCAGGCUCUGAAGGGAACGGCAGACUGAAAAGGAGAAAGAGAGGGCAGAGAGAAGGAGAGGAGGAGAGGAGACGGGCCAGUGAGCAGCGCUGUACGUCUUCAAACGGGGCGAGUGGAGGGAGGUCCACAGAUGGUCCGAGACACACAGAAGGUCGAUUCUGA
Messenger RNA from Xyrichtys novacula (pearly razorfish), 519 nucleotides. The record is from the annotation of a GenBank genome assembly. NCBI's taxonomy places the organism in Eukaryota, Metazoa, Chordata, Actinopteri, Labriformes, Labridae.